ACCGUGCAGGGACAUAGCGGUAGCAGGCUGGCACGGAAAGGGUGGCGCGCCCCGCUGCCAGAUGCAGCCAGGUGGGAGCUGCGCGGCGAUUGGCGGGCAGCCAGUGACGUCACGGAUGCUUACCCCCGGCCGGCCGCGGGUGUGGGCCAGUCGCUGCGCGAAGCUCGGGGAUAUCGGGUGGGAGCUGGGACCUUAUCCGUGCAACAUGCGGGAUGCCCGGGCGCAGGAGGUGUGAGCAGGGAGCUGUGCUGCCUUACCACUGACCUACAGGGUCACCAUGAGCUCCGAGAGCGGGAGCUCCCCCUGGGAGAGCACAGAUUUUUUCUAUAAUAUCUCCGACCCUCAUUGGCCAGUGACUAUGGAAAAUGACACCUGGAAAAACUCGACAAGCCUUCCUACCCAAACUUCCAAUGAUACAACACUGCUUCCUGGGCAGUACCAAACAAUGGAGAUGAUCUUCAUCGCCACAGUGACCGGUUCGCUCAGCUUGGUCACGGUGGUGGGCAACAUCUUGGUCAUGCUCUCCAUCAAGGUCAACCGCCAACUACAGACGGUGAACAAUUAUUUUCUCUUCAGCCUUGCCUGCGCUGAUCUGAUCAUUGGCGUUUUCUCCAUGAAUCUUUACUCGGUGUACAUCAUUAAGGGCUACUGGCCACUUGGACCCAUUGUUUGUGACCUGUGGCUGGCGCUGGACUAUGUGGUCAGCAAUGCCUCUGUAAUGAACCUCCUCAUAAUAAGCUUUGACCGGUAUUUUUGUGUUACCAAACCAUUGACCUAUCCCGCUCGAAGAACUACCAAGAUGGCAGGGUUAAUGAUUGCAGCUGCUUGGCUUCUCUCGUUUGCACUUUGGGCACCUGCCAUCCUAUUCUGGCAGUUCAUCGUGGGUGAGAGGACAGUGAAAGACAGAGAAUGCUACAUCCAGUUUCUCUCCAACCCAGCAGUAACUUUUGGCACAGCAAUAGCUGCCUUCUAUCUGCCUGUGGUCAUCAUGACUAUCCUGUAUAUUCACAUUUCCUUGGCAAGCAAGAGUCGGGUCCGCAGGCACUGUCCCGAGCCCCGACCGGAGAAGAAGACCAAACCAAUAAGUUCCAUGAAAAGCCCUCUAAUCAAACAGAUCAAGAGUCCUCCUACAACCGAGGCUGUGGAAGUAAAAGGUGAAGAGAAGAAUGGAGUGAAGAAUGGGAAAAUAGAGAAGUCAUUGACCAACCUUCAAACUGUGGAAGAAAAGGAGACCUCCAAUGAAUCUAGUACAGCUAGCAUGACCAAUAACCCUCAGGAGAAGCAAUUAUCGAAUGAUCCCCCUACUGGUGUUGUCUUGGCUCCCACUCAGAGCUUGCAGCCAUUGCACCCAAGGGUCAAUGCUGCGUCGAAGUGGUCUAAAAUCAAGAUUGUCACCAAACAGACAGGCAAUGAGUGUGUGACAGCUAUUGAGAUAGUACCAGAAUGUGCAAUUCCUCUGCACCAAGACUCGUCCCUGCCCAACACACGUCCAGCCAACGUGGCAAGGAAGUUUGCUAGUAUUGCCCGCAACCAAGUGAGAAAAAAAAGGCAGAUGGCAGCGAGGGAGAAAAAAGUAACCAGGACCAUCUUUGCUAUACUAUUAGCCUUCAUUCUCACCUGGACGCCUUACAAUGUGAUGGUCCUAAUAAAUACAUUCUGUGAGACUUGCAUCCCCGAAACUGUGUGGUACAUAGGCUACUGGCUCUGCUAUGUGAACAGCACAAUAAACCCAGCCUGCUAUGCGCUGUGUAAUGCCACUUUCAAAAAGACUUUCAAGCAUCUACUCAUGUGUCAGUACAGGAAUAUCGGCAUGGCCAGAUAGGCUUCAGUCAUUUACCUUGUCUGGGAUUGUUUCACUUCUUAUGGUGAAAGAAAAGGCUGAGAAUAUACAGGGGCUUAAGAGUAAAGAAAACUGUUCUCUGUGAUUUACGUCAAUGAUAUGUACUACUGUAGCCACAGGAUUGCAAGAGGACAUGAGUUGAAUGCAAUCGGCACCAUUGUUAAAAACAAGUCCUGUUUUGAAGGACAUGUGUAAGUAAAUAAACAUUUUUUAAAGAAAGUAAAAAAAAAAAACAGGCUGGGAUUUUCCAUGCACAGUGAACAAAUGGAAAGCACCGUAUGUUAAAGAACCAUACACAUCCUUGGGUAGUAAUGACUAGAUGUUCACCAGGAAAGUAAAAUCAUGCUCCAGGUACCAGAUGGUAACUACUCGGAACUAUCUUUGGCCUUCUGCAAGUAUUCCUCAUGCCGAUGUGACAACAAUCCUGGAGAUCAUCAAUCAGUCAAUGACAUAGCUAACAUAUCAAUGCUCUGCUUUUCCUACUUUCCUGCUGCCCUCAGGUGAACUGCUCUUCAUUCAUGGUUUCAAAGGGACCAUUUCAGAUUUUAGCCCAACCAAGCACCUCCUGUAUGCCAGUUUUAUCUGCUGCCCUCAGCUUUUCUGCAAGUCACUUCUAUGCUAACCUUUGGUGGGACAUUAAAUCAACCGUGAAAAGUCCCUGCCCUAUUCUAUUUCUGUAAUGUUGACAUCCUCAGAACCACUGCCAAUCACGAAGGCCUCUUUGGGAUGGUAUUGUCUGAAGCUGAGGGCAAUUCUGUUUCCUGAAAUUUUAUAGCCGGAUCUGGAGUGCCCUGAACCUCAUUUUUGACCUCCUGAAAACUAUUAUUUGUUGCAUACCGUUGAUACACCUGACCUUUAUACUGGUCUUACCCAUCCUGCUAUCUGGAAACACUAUACCACAUUUUAGGCUAACUCAGGCUGAGCACAUAAUGAGAGACUAAACAAUGCUGAAUCAAUGUUUCUUUAACCUGUUAGUCAAGCAGUCACCUAAGCUUAGUUCAGAAGGGUCAUAAUUAUCUAUUACAGCUUCAUUGCAUUUUUUGACUUGAUUCAAGUUAGACUUUAUGAAGAAAAUAACGGCAUCCCAGCUUGUGAAGAACCACAUGUCCCAUGAUGCUCAGCAAGCCACUGAGGAGAAAUGUGGUUCAGCAGUAUGAGUACUCAAGGUCACCCAUAUUUAGCGCAUUAAAAAACCUCAUGGUUAUGGAGUUUGCCCAAUUCCUAAAAGACAUCCAAACUCCUUUCAUGGUGGCAAUAUCAGAAAUCAAUUAUAUCAUUAUAUAGUAAAUAAUAUCACCUAAGCCGGUCUCUGUAAGAAGUUUGAAUAUUAGGAAAAUAAAUAUUGCACAAUAAAUAAAUAAAUAUUGAAUUCCCAAAUCUGGAAACUGGGACACAGUGGGAUACAAAAACAUUGCUUAAAAACAAAAAGUGGGUCAAUUUCUUUAUAUUUGGCCAAUUUUGCUAUAUUGCCCAAAUGGAAUGCAUUCAGGCCAGAUAACGUCAUCCCACACGCAAGCUGUCUUGACUACUUCGGACUAGAUAGAGGGAUCAAGUUAGUGUAAAAAGUUUUAACUUGCCUUUAGGAAGAGAUAACUAACAGCAGGGCAAGGUCAAUACUUGGCGAGUAACUUUGGGUAGGUUUACAAGCAGCUGAUUCAUUGUUGCCUGAGCACGGGGGGGAUUCACUUAUUUUAUUGUGGCCGCAGCUUCCAUUGCGCUAUUAAAUAGUUUGUGCCAAUGGGCAUGAGUACUGCGGAUACACCCAUUAUUUCUGCUUCCACCCUCCUGGAGUAGCGAGCACAAAUCCACCCAAAGUUGGGUGCCCAAACACAGAGCGCCCAGUAGUUUGCAUGGGUUUUUAGCAACUUGACACUACUAAACCGAGUGCGCUAUGCACUAUAAGUGAUGGGCGCAAGCAGUGGGAGUGGCCUCUGGGCACAAGUAAAGUCCCCAGUGGCACAAACAACUGAAUUAUGACAUGUGCUGCGGGCAUGAGAAAACAAUUGAAUUGCACCUUACAACAUGACAAAGUAGUGAUCUUGCGUAGUCCAUAUGGACAAAGAGAUGAAAUGUCAGCCAUUUUUCUAGAGUGCUAAAUAAUUGACAAUCCCAUCAUUAUUUCUGCAUGAUCGCUGUAAAGGGCGGCACCACAGGGUCUUCUAUUAAGACACGGGCUUAUGUAAUAGGGUCUGAGUUUGCUGGAAGUGCGGGAUACCUGCCGAUAUCUGACCUGUUUUUUAAAGCGGCAAUCAUUUACAAGGCAUAGUUUUACCUUGUAAAUACUUGUCCCUUCAAGAAAACAUCCGAUAUCGGCCGGCAUCCCGCAACUCUGGCAAACUCAGACCCUAUUACAUAUGCCCCACAGAGUCCAACUGGCAGUGGAAGGGCUAAAGAGCAUGGCAUACGGCAAAAUAUAUUUAAUCAUUUUUAGAAGAGCCUGACUUCUUGUUAUACGUGAUCAUAGUUGCCAUACUGACUUAUUGCUUCAUUCCAAAUUCCACGGGACGAGGAGAUUGUGUGGCACCUGUAGACAGCCCAAUAACAUUGUUUCUGGAACCUGGUCCUCAAGUUCACCCAACAGGUCAUGUUUUCAGGAUAUUCUUAACUAUGUACGGCAAAGAUAAUCUAUUGUGGCGAGGAAUUAUCCCACCUCUUCCCAAAAAGGGGAAUUCUCAGAACAUGACUUGUUGGGAUUCAAAAACAUCAGAGAAGAUCUUACCAUGCACCAAUCUCCUAUACACUAUAGAGGCACCCUAUUUAUUUGGCAGAACCAAUAUCAUAAAUGACAAUAUUUCCUAGUGCAUUGUCAGUAAUAUUGGUAGUACACGCAGAACAGCACCCCCAGUGGGUGACCUUGAGUUCUUUUUAUCCUGUGCACUGUAAGCUCUGUGCAAUAUUUCCUAUUUAUUGGUCGGAUUGAGAUAUGUUUCUAUAGCCAUGGUCAUUGUGGGACAUCUGACAGUGUCUGCAAUGCUGUAUAUACAGUAGGUUGGGGGAGACCGCGCAGUGUUGCUUUAUGUGCGAGAUGGAAGCGGUAGACUGGUUUCAUAUGUUACAGCUGCAGGAAUUAAAUGACACAAAACUGCUGGUGUGAAGUUGAGAGGAACUGGGAAAAGAAUAUACUUCUAUUCAGCCGGCAUUGCCGCAGUCACAUGAUGUCACCAAUGUGCACGGCAACUGGAAGAUAAACUGGACACGGCUACUGGCGAAAGUGUAAAAGUAUCAUAAGGACACUUCACAGACAGGAUGGAAAGUGAGAAAGUGACAGAAUGUUCUCUUUAAAUUAUUUUUGUUACCCUCCUAAAAAUAAAUAAAGGUAUCUGUUAUAUGA
This is a messenger RNA of Pseudophryne corroboree (corroboree frog), 5171 nucleotides long. RefSeq names its product cholinergic receptor muscarinic 4 (gene CHRM4). Bases 278 to 1822 code for a protein of 514 amino acids. Gene Ontology annotation, cellular component: plasma membrane; dendrite; synapse. The record is from RefSeq and is a predicted model, not a curated record. Lineage: Eukaryota; Metazoa; Chordata; Amphibia; Anura; Myobatrachidae. Gene Ontology annotation, molecular function: G protein-coupled acetylcholine receptor activity; G protein-coupled serotonin receptor activity. Gene Ontology annotation, biological process: G protein-coupled receptor signaling pathway, coupled to cyclic nucleotide second messenger; regulation of locomotion; adenylate cyclase-inhibiting G protein-coupled acetylcholine receptor signaling pathway. The transcript has 2 exons.